GAGUGAGUGUGUGUGACAUGCAGCCAAUCAGCUUCGCAGCAGAUCUCUACUCCCUCCUCUGCAGGCCUGUCCUUGCAGAUUUGGCAGAUUUUAUUGCAUCGAUCAGCUGUGUUGUAAUUACAGCUGCGCGGAGCCGUCCAGCCAACAGAAGAGAUACAUUUAACCGAAUAACAGGCCUACAUCUACCAAAAUGUCUCCUCAGGCAGAGUUUGAGAAGAUUGCAGAGGAUGUGAAGAAGGUAAAGACAAGGCCUACGGACCAGGAGCUGCUGGACCUGUAUGGCCUUUAUAAGCAGGCAAUCGUAGGAGACAUUAACAGCGAUAGACCAGUGAUGGACAUUAAAGGAAAAGCCAAGUGGGAUGCCUGGAAAUCCAGGAAAGGAAUGUCCCAGGACAGUGCCAUGUCAGCCUACAUUACACUUGCAAAGGAAGUCAUCAGUAAAUAUGGCUUGUAAGGCUUGCAUUGAACUAAAGAAUGAGAAUUAAUGCCAUAAUGACAACAGUCUACUAACUCAACAAUUAAACUAAUGCUGCUGUCUCUAUAACAAGUAGCCUUCUGCUUUCAGAUGCCAUACAGGAUGAAGUGUAAUUUAAAAUUUGCUGGGAUUUCUUUUCAUGAAUUGUCCUUUUUAUAUAGAUUAUUAAUUGAAUAACUUCUAUGCAUUCUUUGAGAUUAGAAAUAUGCUAACUGCCUUUUUAUCUAAUUGAUUUAGUUUGUUCUUGUAUAAUGUUUACAUGUGCACUUUAAAAUGUAGCUUGAAUCCUACAUAUGUAGCUUGAAUCAAAACAGGACAAAUGAAAUGCUGUCAAAUGUGAAAAUAAAAUCUUUGUGCACUG
Messenger RNA from Etheostoma cragini (Arkansas darter), 836 nucleotides. RefSeq names its product acyl-CoA binding domain containing 7 (gene acbd7). The transcript is spliced from 4 exons. Lineage: Eukaryota; Metazoa; Chordata; Actinopteri; Perciformes; Percidae. Gene Ontology annotation, molecular function: fatty-acyl-CoA binding. Gene Ontology annotation, biological process: fatty acid metabolic process. The record is from RefSeq and is a predicted model, not a curated record. Bases 191 to 454 code for a protein of 87 amino acids.